AGGCGCUGUAGGAACCCCAGUGGGUGCCUCCAUCCUUCCGCCCAUUUGGGGAGAGAUUAAAGACACUGAGGUUGUCUCUUUCUUACUCACUGGCAGUUACAACCUCGCAGCCACUACAGCCUCAGCCUCCAGCGUGGACACAGAGGAGGGGAACAGAAGAUUGUUCUAGUGAGGUACCAACAAGUCACCAUGUAUGAGGACUGCAAGGAGUCCACGGGGGACUAUUACUUCCUCUGUGACACUGAGGGAGCAUGGGGCAUCGUUCUGGAGUCCCUGGCAGCAGUCGGCAUAGUGGUCACAGUUCUGCUGCUCCUGGCAUUUCUCUUCCUCAUGAGAAGGGUCCAAGACUGUGCCCACUGGAAUGUCCUCCCCACCCAGUUCCUCUUCCUCCUGGGUGUGCUAGGGCUCUUUGGCCUUGCUUUUGCCUUCAUCAUCCAGCUCAAUCAGCAGACUGCCCCCAUCCGCUACUUUCUCUUUGGGGUCCUCUUUGCUCUCUGCUUCUCGUGCCUCUUGGCUCACGCCUCCAACCUCGUGAAGCUGGUCCGGGGUCGAGUCUCCUUCUCUUGGACGACAAUUCUGUGCAUUGCUAUUGGGGUCAGCCUGCUGCAGACCAUCAUCGCCAUUGAGUACGUGACUCUCAUCAUGACCAGGGGUGGCAUGUUUGUGCACAUGACGCCCUAUCAGCUCAACGUGGACUUCGUGGUCCUCCUGAUCUACGUCCUCUUCCUGAUGGCCCUCACGUUCUUUGUCUCCAAGACCACCUUCUGCGGCCCUUGUGAGAACUGGAAGCAGCACGGCAGGUUCAUCUUUGUCACGGUGCUCGUCUCCAUCAUCAUCUGGGUGGUGUGGAUCUCCAUGCUCAUGAGGGGCAACACACAGCUCCAGCGGCAGCCCCAGUGGGACGACCCCGUCAUCUGCAUCGCCCUGGUCACCAACGCGUGGGUUUUCCUGCUGCUGUACAUCGUCCCGGAGCUGUGCAUUCUCUACCGAUCAUGUCAGCAGGAUUGCCCCCUGCCAAGCAAUGCCUGCCCGCUCCCGACUUACGAACGCAGCUUCAGAGCAGAGACCCAGGAGCUCUCAAGAGCCCGAGACAGUGAUGGCGCUGAGGAGGAUGUAGCAUUAACUGCGUAUGGUAGCCCCCACUCAGCUGCAGAUUGUUGAUGCCACAUAGAAAUAUCUCAUUCCAUGGGCUAAAGGAAGCCCCCAGCAAGAUGCAGAAUUAUAAAGUCCACAGAAAACAUGAGUCGUGAAAACCCAGAAGAUCAUCCUGUCACCCCGCUGGGCAAGUGGGAAGCCUACCUGCCAACAAAGCAUCCUUCCUUCCCUGCCUCCUGCUCCUCUCCAUCCAUCUGGGGCCCUUCAUCAGGACACUGCCCUUCAAGCAUAAUUACAAUCUUUCUGGCCACCCUA
Messenger RNA from Odocoileus virginianus texanus, 1410 nucleotides. It is a transcript of the gene GPRC5D, whose product is annotated as G protein-coupled receptor class C group 5 member D. Gene Ontology annotation, biological process: G protein-coupled receptor signaling pathway. The record is from RefSeq and is a predicted model, not a curated record. Gene Ontology annotation, molecular function: G protein-coupled receptor activity; protein kinase activator activity. Gene Ontology annotation, cellular component: signaling receptor complex; plasma membrane; extracellular exosome. Lineage: Eukaryota; Metazoa; Chordata; Mammalia; Artiodactyla; Cervidae.